Nicotiana tabacum (common tobacco) is the source of this 438-nucleotide messenger RNA. Lineage: Eukaryota; Viridiplantae; Streptophyta; Magnoliopsida; Solanales; Solanaceae. The record is from RefSeq and is a predicted model, not a curated record.
AUGCCCGAGGACACCCUCAUAUUCAGUGAGGAAGACAUCGAGGCCUUAUCUCAACCUCAUAAUGAUGCCCUGAUCAAGGGUCGUGGAACAACUCGGCCUGCAAAGUCAGAUCGUACCUGUGUCCCGAGUCUUGAAUGGCUUCAACAUGGCAAGCGAAACAACAAAGGGAGAAACCAUCUAGCAGUAAACGUAGCCGAGACCUUUCAAGACACGAAAUUCCAUGUGAUCGAAGGUGCCAUAAGAUACAACGCACUCAUCGGGAGACCGUGGAUACACAACCUGAGGGCGGUGUCUUCAACUCUUCACCAAAUGAUAAAGUUCCCAGUAGAGGAAGGAGUGAAAACAGUCUAUGGAGAGCAACGUGUUGCAAAAGAGAUGUUUGCUAUCGAGGAAGUGGUGCUCAGUACCCGAGCCCUUGACCUCGAGCAACAAAGGUAA